Callorhinus ursinus (northern fur seal) is the source of this 513-nucleotide messenger RNA. RefSeq names its product S100 calcium binding protein A7 (gene S100A7). Lineage: Eukaryota; Metazoa; Chordata; Mammalia; Carnivora; Otariidae. The record is from RefSeq and is a predicted model, not a curated record.
ACUGACUGAGCCAGCCAGGUGCGCCCAAGCUCCUCUUGGACCCUGACCUGUGUGGCCCAGCCACAUGUCCCACCACACAGAGAAAUAGUUUCUUCUGCUCCACCUGGGCCUUCUUCACUUUCUCCCUUGUUCCCAUCCAUUCGUCCUAAACAUAGAGACCUUCCUCACCCAGGGAAGGAAAAAAGGGUCAGAGUUUUUCUUUCUGCCAAGAUGAGCAGCACACAAGCUGAGAAGUUCGUGGUGGGCAUCAUCGAACUAUUUCACAACUACACCAGGCACCAUGACACCAUGGACAAGUCAGCCUUGCUGAAGAUGCUCCAGGAGAAUUUCCCCAAGUUCCUCAAUGCCUGUGACAAAAAGCGCACAGAUUACUGGGCCAAUACCUUUGAGAAAAGGGGCAAGAAUGGGGAUAAGAAGAUUGAGUUUUCCAAGUUUUUAUCUUGCUGGGGGAAUAGCCACGACUUCCACAAACAGAGCCACGGAGCAGCCUCCUCUUCUGGGGGAAGCUGGUGA